AUCACUUCCUCACACAGCAGAGCUUCCUGCCUUCCUGACACUCAUUGCAAAAUGUUCUUUCUGUUAACAACCAGCUAAGGAGCAUGCACGGCGCAACCGGCAGAGCCGCACCUUUUUGGUGGAAAAUGUCAUAGGGGAGCUUUGGUCGGAGCUGGAAGAAGGUGACCGUUAUGUGGUAAUGGACUGUGGGGGAGGAACAGUGGACCUGACUGUCCAUCAAAUCCGUCUUCCAGAAGGACAUCUAAAAGAACUCUACAAGGCCUCGGGUGGACCUUAUGGCUCUAUCGGGGUUGAUUAUGAAUUUGAGAAGUUGCUGUAUAAGAUCUUUGGCCAGGAUUUUAUCGACCAGUUUAAAAUUAAGAGGCCAGCCGCCUGGGUGGACCUGAUGAUUGCAUUUGAGUCUCGGAAGAGAGCGGCAGCUCCUGAGAGGACCAACCCUCUCAACAUCAACCUGCCUUUCUCCUUCAUCGACUACUACAAGAAGUUCCGGGGUCACAGCGUCGACCACGCUCUGCGCAAAAGCAAUGUGGACUUUGUUAAAUGGUCAUCUCAAGGGAUGCUGAGGAUGAGUCCAGAUGCAAUGAAUACCCUCUUCAAACCGACCAUAGACCACAUCAUCCAACAUCUCACUGAACUCUUUGAGAAGCCAGAAGUUAGCGACAUUAAGUUCCUAUUCCUGGUUGGAGGUUUUGCUGAGUCCGCCCUGCUGCAGCAGGCUGUCCAGAACAUGCUUCAGGGCCGCUCCAGAAUCAUCAUCCCGCACGACGUUGGUCUAACCAUCCUGAAAGGUGCUGUGCUGUUUGGCCUGGACCCCAGUGUCAUUAAAGUGCGUCGUUCACCCCUAACAUACGGGGUAGGUGUCCUUAAUCGAUUCGUGGAGGGCAAACACCCGCCAGAGAAACUGCUGAUAAAGGACGGAACCCGCUGGUGCACCGACGUCUUCGAUACUUUCAUUGCUGCUGACCAAUCUGUGGCACUGGGUGAGAUGGUGAAGCGCAGCUAUACGCCAGCCAAGCCUUCCCAGCAGGUUAUAGUUAUCCAUGUUUAUUGCUCGGAGAAGGAGAGGGCAGGGUUUAUCAGCGAGCCCGGGGUCAGGAAGUGUGGGACGCUUCGCUUAGAUGUCAGUGGAACAGAAAGUUCAGCGCCACGCCGUGAGAUCCAGACCCUCAUGCAGUUCGGUGACACAGAGAUUCGAGCCAUAAUGGUGUCUAAGAAAAAGCUGAGGCGCAGUCUACAGCCUGCCCUACACUCACAGUUUUACAGCCAUGCCAAGACCUUCAAGUGA
Molecule: messenger RNA, 1285 nt
Organism: Xiphophorus hellerii (green swordtail)
Lineage: Eukaryota; Metazoa; Chordata; Actinopteri; Cyprinodontiformes; Poeciliidae
Product: heat shock 70 kDa protein 12A-like
Exons: 6
Coding region: 179-1285 (368 amino acids)
Source: RefSeq, a predicted model, not a curated record